This is a messenger RNA of Pundamilia nyererei, 1699 nucleotides long. RefSeq names its product protein shisa-4-like. The transcript is spliced from 5 exons. Lineage: Eukaryota; Metazoa; Chordata; Actinopteri; Cichliformes; Cichlidae. The record is from RefSeq and is a predicted model, not a curated record. Bases 683 to 1303 code for a protein of 206 amino acids.
UCGGGUGUUGUCUCAUUCCUCUGGUAAGGCAGGUGUUGGUAAAUCUUGGUAAGCAGGGCCAUAGACUCUGGUCCAGCUGGUUCAGCUGGUCCGGGGUAUAUGAUGCCGUUGCGAGAGGCCGCCUGGACGGAGGAGUGAAACAAAUUUGGGUAAAGGUUGGCCGAUGGCCAAAGAGGAGGAGUGUGGACAAGAGAUAUCUUACUUUGUAUUCUUAUGGUGACAUUUUAACUAUCAUUGAUCAGUCAUUCAUCAUUGUUGAAUCUGAUGACAGUAUAAUCUUUGUUUUAUAUCUAUGGUAAUCUGAGUAAAGAUCAAUGGAUGCAUAUUAUCAUCAUUGUAAUCAAGUCUCAAAUGGUAUCCACAGCAUUGUAUUCACCGUCCAAACUGGAGGGUCCAGCAGGACCUUUUCUCUAAAGUAUCAUCUGAUGUUUGUAUAAGGAGAACUUUGGACUAUGGGGAGACUGUUAUCCUUUCUAGUAAGGUCUAACUGUGUGAUGUCAUCAUGGGUUAUAUAAGGAUGGGGAGCUGUCCACUCUUUGGAGAAUCUGUUGCAAGUUUUCUUCCCACACUUCUGCGCAGAGUGUGUAAUUAAGGAUCACUAUUUUGACGCCUCCCUGGACUCAGCCUGCUUUCUUCUCUUACCCAAAACGAACGAAUCUUAACACACUGCAUCACAUCAGCUAUGCCUUCAAGCAUCUUGUCCAGUCUUGUGUGUGUUUUGUGUGUGGUUGUGGUCCCGGCUGCAUGGGCUGAUCACUGCCACAGUUACUGGGACACGAACGGUGUCUUCCAUGAUACUCAGGAAUGUGAAAAGUACUGCUGUGGGGACUGCAGGACAAAAUACUGCUGCAGUGACAUAAAGUACAACUUUACUGAGGAAAAACAGGAACUCUGUUUCAGAAGGUCUGCUCGAGUGAAAAGAAGCUAUCAUGUAGAGUAUGUGGGAAUAGGGGUUCCUAUUCCCAUUCUCGUAUGCAUGGGUCUCAUAAUCUGCUGUGUGACUCGUUGCUGCUGCUGCCGCUGCAGGACAUCCAAAAAGAAAAAUCCCAGACGAGAAAUAAUCAUGUUAACCACGGUCUAUCAGCCUGUACCAGCAGCCACACCCAUGCUCACAACUCCACCACCCUCCUACCAGGAAAGUGCCCCAUUCACACAAUUGCAGCCAAUGGACUCCUUUCAACGGGUCAGCGAGCCUUCUGCAGCAGCAUUACAUUCAGAUGAGCUGGAGGAGCUUGAACCUUGUCAUGGACCACAAUCUGUAAAAAAGGCUAAGAUCCAAAAGAACUCAUCUAUAUCCGUCUAAAAAGGGACUUCAUGUUACAAGAUACACGAUAACACAGAGUUCAGAAAUAUUUACGCGUGACUGUGCUAAUGCUAAGAGGGUAGAGUUCGUAAGAGAGUAUAAUACCUCACCAUGAGCAGAUAAUCAUUGUGAACAAAGUUAAGAGCUGCUUACAAAGUCAUGAUCUCUUUAUUUAUCCGGGGAAGCAAUGUUGAAGUGGUGACUGGUAGAUGUACAGUCUCAGCUCUUUUGAUGAUUUUUAUUUAGUUUUGUUUUAGUUUAAAUGGGUUUGUAUGAUUUAUUGUGAAAGAUAUAAUAAAAAUCAACUUCUGUAUAUUAUAUUGUGAUGUGUUGUGAUUGAGCUACAUGUUUUUCUCUGUCCAGAUGCUUAAAUAAAUAUUCCAUUUACAAUGCAAA